CGUAGACUGGAGCCUGUGUUGCAGCUUCACACAUCUACAGCGCAGAUGUUUUCAGUUUGACGUCCUCCUCCGUCUCGUCUGGAUGCCCCCACCCUUUGGUGCCUCAGGAUAAGGGGAGGAUGGAGCCAGACAUGAUGGACGUGCCUCCAGUGAUAUGAGUUUUUACAGACAAACUGUGAAGUCUGAGGUGAUAUUUAGCAAUCUAGCAGGGAACAGGAAGGAAAAUCAUCACAUCUUCUCCUCAAAUUCUGUAGGGUUGCCUGCAAACCCAAGGCCUGUCCGUAUCCGUCUCCACUGAUGUCUGCAAAGCAGUAUGAACUGCGCCAACCCCAUUCCACUGCAUUCCUGUUCAAUACUUAACGGAAGUCAGGGUCAGAGAAGAUGCCAAGGAAGAUGGUGACAAUAAGGCGAAUCCUCCAUGUCAAGAGAGAUGUGUUGUGCACAACACUGCUACUGGUGCUAUUCUGUCUGCUGCUCUAUGCCCACCAGGUUGUACUCUCCUCUGGGUGGGACAUGCCUGUAUGGAAGCUGGAGAUCCAUGGCUCUACCAGCUCCAGCAGGACAUUACUUGGCGCUAGCGGAGCCAAAGCAGGCCAGGAGUCUCCAGCGAUCCCAUCCAGCCCUUCAGAGCCACAGCUGCCUCCCUGCAAACUCCAGUCCAAGUCCCAACCUCCUUUGUCCAAGUUGAAACCUCCUCAGCUCAAGUCCAAACCUUCUCAUUCCAAGUCCAAACAACAGGUCAAAUCUAAGGGGAAAUCCAAGUCUCAACGGAAAAAUGCUGUCCCGACUAAGACCGCUGGCAAGCCCCUGCCUACGAUGCCACCAUUUGACUUUGAGGGCUAUCUGAGAGAAAAAGACAACAGAAACUUUAGGCUGCUCAUAGACCAGCCAGAUAAAUGUCACAUUGGAGGAGCAGAGGAGCAAGAAGGAGAAGGAGGAAAUCAAGGGUCUCUCUACAUGCUCAUUGCGGUGAAAUCUAUCCCUGCAGAUUUCGAUAAACGUCAGGUGGUACGUCGGACUUGGGGUAAAGAGGGACUUUUUCAAAAUGGUGUGUCCAUCCGGACUGUUUUUCUGCUGGGGGUUCCCAGGAAUCGGACUGCUUUACCUCUUUGGGAUCGGCUCAUGAUCUACGAGAGUCAAACCUUUAGGGAUAUCCUGCUUUGGGACUUUGAAGACACCUUCUUCAACCUGACACUGAAGGAAACCCAUUUUCUAAAAUGGGUUAACAGCAGCUGUCCUGAUGUCAAAUUCAUCUUCAAGGGUGAUGCUGAUGUGUAUGUUAAUGUGGAGAAUAUACUAGAGAUGCUACAAGGUCAAAAGCCAGACAAGGAUCUGUUUGUUGGUGAUAUUAUUAUCCAUGCUAAACCCAUUCGUCGGCGCAGUUCCAAAUACUAUGUUCCAGAGUUUGUUUAUGGAGGGGGUUUGUACCCAAAUUACGCUGGGGGAGGAGGGUUUGUCAUGUCGGGACAUACGGCUCGGAGGCUUAGCUCUGCCUGUCAACAGGUUGAGUUGUUCCCCAUUGAUGAUGUCUUUCUAGGAAUGUGCCUCCAACUGAUUGGUGUCAAACCAUCACGCCACCAGGGCUUCCGUACCUUCGGUAUUCCCCGGCCAUCUGCAGCACCCCACCUUCAAACGUUUGACCCCUGUUUUUACAGGGAACUCAUGGUUGUUCACAGCCUCAGUGUUCCUCAGAUCUGGCUUAUGUGGAACCUCCUGCACGACCCCAGUCUGAACUGCCACAACAGGACUAGCCAGACACCCUGGCCCUUUAAGUGGAAAGAUAAGAUGGGAGAAACGGCAGGAGAAGAGAAGGACUAUGGUGAGAAGCAGGUGUUUAUCAGGCAUUAGUGACUCCCUGCAGGGCCGAUUGGGAUCUACAAGAGCUUUAGU
Anoplopoma fimbria (sablefish) is the source of this 1890-nucleotide messenger RNA. RefSeq names its product UDP-GlcNAc:betaGal beta-1,3-N-acetylglucosaminyltransferase 9 (gene b3gnt9). Gene Ontology annotation, molecular function: hexosyltransferase activity. The record is from RefSeq and is a predicted model, not a curated record. NCBI's taxonomy places the organism in Eukaryota, Metazoa, Chordata, Actinopteri, Perciformes, Anoplopomatidae. Bases 382 to 1848 code for a protein of 488 amino acids. The transcript is spliced from 7 exons. Gene Ontology annotation, cellular component: membrane.